Molecule: messenger RNA, 1873 nt
Organism: Colossoma macropomum (tambaqui)
Lineage: Eukaryota; Metazoa; Chordata; Actinopteri; Characiformes; Serrasalmidae
Gene: paxx
Product: PAXX non-homologous end joining factor
Exons: 7
Coding region: 170-766 (198 amino acids)
Biological process (GO): double-strand break repair via nonhomologous end joining
Cellular component (GO): site of double-strand break; nucleus; nonhomologous end joining complex
Molecular function (GO): molecular adaptor activity
Source: RefSeq, a predicted model, not a curated record
UUUUUCAGAAGCUCUGACGGCUUUUUAUUUGGCGACCUUUCAUUUGUAAUCGGCUCUCUUCAAAACAGGAAGUACGUGUUGCGCGUUGAGGUUUAACUUCCGGGCAUCCGCUUUUUAAAAAAGUCUCUGUAGUUUUUUUUUAGUGUUUCUGUGUUUGCGCCGUUUGAAGAUGGCUUACAGUGUUUCUCAGCCCCGAAAUGUCCUCUAUACCUUGAUAGACAAGAAUGACCAGUCCAAAUAUGUCUGUUUCACGCAAAAGAAGGCGGAAGGGCUGAGGAUCGGACUGAGCGAUGGUUUGGAUGUUUGGAAAGCAGUUCUUUCAGAGGAAAGCCUGUCCCAGCUUAAGAAGAAGUUUUCUUUGAAGUCUACAGAGGAUUAUGCUCUGAAACUUAAGGGUGCUUGCAGGAGCGGCAGUGCAUUCGUCUCCCUGCAGGAGGACGGCGCUGUGCUUCACCUGGGCUCCGAACCUGCAGACUUGAAUUUGUCUUUCUCCAAACUGGCAGAUCAUGAGGGAAGGACAGAGCUCAAAGAUCUGCUCUUUAAAAUGGCAGACAGCUUGACUCAGGAGGACACAGGAGCCACAUCUUUAUCAAGCCCUGUCAAGAGCCCACAGAAAAAGAGCACCGGAUUUGAACCUAGGAACCAGUGCAAUGGUCCAGCAAUAGCUGUAAGGAAACGCCUUCCAGGGGAUUCACUCAUCAACCCAGGAACAAGAAGGAAGCGGCCUGCUACAGGGGUAGAUUUUGACGAUGGAGAUGACGCAUAGGGUCAGCGCACAUGAAUCUCCUGAAGCUAAUAAUUACGUGACAUGAAUGUUCCAGUUUUAACCCACCAACACUAUCACUGCAGUUAAUACAAUCUAUUUUUAACCAAUACAUAACACUAACACUAUAGACUGUUUUUAUGAACUAUAUCUUUGUGGGAAUAUUCCAAUUAUGAAGUAAGCUUUUUAAAAAUUUUAACUAUAUGUCUAAAUAAACAUAUUAUUUUUUUAAAAUAUUCUAAAUCAGUGUGUUUAUAUGGUGAGGGGUGCCAUCUUCACUGCUGUGUAGUGUGAGGGCACAGGAGUGCUAUUUAUCUUCAUAAGAGCACAGGUGGAUUAUAAACAGGAGGGGGUAGUGAAUAGUUAGGAUCUUAUCAACCAAUCACAUUACCCAUCUUGUAGGGUACAUUUGAACAGCUGUGCAAUGUGCAGCAGCCCAUCAUGAAAUUGGAGCACUUACAGCCUUUUUUUCCUGCCUGUAUUCUGACAAAUCCCACAGUUGUGCAUUAGGAUUAGGUAGCAGUAUCCUGCUUCCAGUUUGAACUCACAAGCAUGUUUUGGGUCAGCUAACAGGCCACCUAGACUAAAUUGAAGAAAUAAUAAAGCAGUAUUGUAUUACAGUAUUCUGUUUAAACACAGCUAAUAUUAUUAGUCUUGCAGGGCAGACCUCUGAAUAUCGCCAAGUCUGAUCAGUAUUUAUUCACGAUCAGCCCUCCUGGAUAUCUUGCUUAUAGGCCACUGAUUGGGAUGCAGCCGGUAUUGCAUAUUAGGCCUGUAACAUGCAUUUUUCUGUGCUAGUGUUCAAGACUCGGUACCGUUUUUGAUGUUUUGUUAUUUUAUUUGAAAAUUUGCAAACCCUUAGAAUUCAUAAGCAGCUUCAAAGGAAACACCCAGUCAUUUGAGUGUGGGUGUGUGCAGAGCUUAAGCCCCGCCCCUCUCUGCACGCUUUACUCCGAAAGGAGGCACCAAGGUGCUAGGUUUAUUUUCAGUAUAUUUACAUGUAGAUAACCAUCCAAUAACUGCAGAGUAUCAGAUCUUGCCGAUAAUUCGUUUAAUGCGUUUACAAGAACUUCGGUCGCAAAGCAGAAAUCUAAUUAUUGACUGACUCAU